Microtus ochrogaster (prairie vole) is the source of this 2376-nucleotide messenger RNA. It is a transcript of the gene Cdca4, whose product is annotated as cell division cycle associated 4. NCBI's taxonomy places the organism in Eukaryota, Metazoa, Chordata, Mammalia, Rodentia, Cricetidae. Gene Ontology annotation, molecular function: transcription regulator activity. The record is from RefSeq and is a predicted model, not a curated record. Gene Ontology annotation, cellular component: nucleus.
GCUGCUUGUCCCCCGGGCCCCUGCGGCCUGGGCUGCGGCGAGCGCGGUACCUCCGGGGCGGCUGGGCCGCCAGGAUCCCCCGGCCUCCGCCGGCGCCCGCCGCCCUGUGGCGUCCAUGACGCCGCGGCGUGUUGAGUGACACAUACCGAGAGCCGGAGCGGCGGGUACGAGCUGGCCCUCCCGCCCUCCGCCCACGCUCCCUAGCUUCCGCUCCUGUGGCCCUUCCUUUCUCCUCCGUCCCUCCUUUGGUUCAGCCCUUGUGGAUCUUCCACCCCACCCUGGCCGCCGCUGCUGUGCGUUUCCCUGCAGAACUGCUCGUGGGCUGCAGUUUGGGGGCACCAGACUCUGCCUGGCUCCUGGCUCCGAGCUCUGAGCGUCGACUAGCUGGCUAGGGACGGAUUCCUAGAGAUCAGGGUGGGCUCCCUGCAGCCUCCUGCCUGGACACAAUGUUUGCCAGAGGGCUGAAGAGGAAAUACGGUGACCAGGAGGAAGGAGUAGAGGGUUUUGGCACUGUCCCUUCCUAUUGCCUGCAGCGGCAGUCACUCCUGGACAUGUCCCUGGUCAAGCUCCAGCUCUGCCACAUGUUAGUGGAACCCAACCUCUGCCGCUCGGUCCUCAUCGCCAACACGGUCCGGCAGAUCCAAGAGGAAAUGAGUCGGGAUGGUGUGUGGCAUGGGAUGGCACCCCAGAAUGUCGAACAGCGGGCACCAAUUGACCGCCUGGUCUCCACAGAGAUCCUGUGUCGUACAGCCAGGGGAACUGACGGGGAGCACCCCACUCCUGAACUGGAAGAUGAUCCCCUGCAAAGCUCAGCUUCUGAGCUUCCCAUAGUCAGCUCAGCACAGGGACAGAGAAACCCUCAGAGCAGCCUCUGGGAGAUGGACAACCCACAAGAAAACCGGGGAAGCUUUCAGAAGUCACUGGACCAGAUAUUUGAGACCCUGGAGAACAAAAGCCCCAGCUCAGUGGAGGAACUCUUCUCAGACGUGGACAGCUCCUACUAUGACCUAGACACGGUGCUAACAGGAAUGAUGAGUGGGACCAAACCCAGUCUCUGCAAUGGCCUCGAGAGCUUUGCUGCAGCUCCCCCACCUCCCAGCUCCACUUGCAAGUCAGAUCUGGCUGAGCUGGACCAUGUAGUAGAGAUUCUGGUGGAGACCUGAGAGAAGGCCCCUGGUGGGCCUAUUCUGUGCUGUGAUCCAGAGACAGACAAGCACUUGUCCCAAAGGGGGCCCUGCCUUUCUGACUAUGAAAAUACCCUGGGACAGAUUUUCUCUGCGAGGCUGCAUGCAGUCCUGAAGACAGAGCAAGCCAUUGCCAGAAACUGAGCUCUUUGAAGACUUUUGGGCCCUGGGAUCACUGUGGAGGAUGGUGUGCCACAGUUGUGUCUAAUGUGUUUUAAAUUAGGUAAACAAACUUUCUAAAAUUUAAGUUUUAUAUGUUUUGGGCAAUAUUUUGUCUUAAGAUAUAUUUUUUAAACUUUUUAUACUUUAGAUUUUUUCAGCUAUUUUCUUAAAAGUAUAUUUUUUCUACAAACAUCCUCUGCUGCUACAUUAGAAACAUAACCUAAAUAAUUACAAUUGGUGUGUGUCAUUUUUAAGGUUUAAAUAGAAAAUAUUUUUUGGUAAUGAGUCUCUACACUCCCAAGGCAACAGUGUAAAUGUAGCCGGCCAGGUGUUUACAUGAGAGGCCGGCCCAAUCAUGGUCUGCAUUCUAGCAGAGUGUCUGAAAUGAGAACCGUGCACAGCUCCACUGCUGCCUCACUGGGUCUGCUCUGCAGGUGGUGUCUUCCUGUCAACGGCAGGGUGCUUUUAUUUAUGCCUAUUUAUAUGUAAAUGCCACUGAAGGCUAAGGUAAGAUGUCUAGAAAUUACAUGUCAAUUCUGUCUCAGGCAGUGCCUUAUGCAGGUUUUGUCCUUGGCCAUUACUGCCUGGCUUCCAGGCACUAAUGUGUGACAGAAGGGCAUGACCUCCUCACACCUCAUGUUCCUUGUCAAGUGUGUACAUGGAGGCUGCUGGGUACCAGGCAUGCGUGUGCUUGGGAAGGGUGUGUCCUCACCCAUGUCCUCAGUAGGGAACACCCAUGCAUGCUUGCUUGCUUUUAAAAUGGUGCUCAAACAUUUUAAGGUUCAAAACAAUCUGACUCCAUCUAAUUUUAGGGCCCCUUAAUCCUGGGGUGGCCCCUAAGCUGUCUGCUUGGAUCUCAAGGUUCUGCUACCUGAUCACAUGUCAGACUCUUCUUCCAUGCAUGUUUUUUCUGUCUUUUAUGUGCUUUUUUGGUCUUCCCCACCUGAACCUAAGAGGUUUUAUUUUUUUUCCUGUAUUUGUAUGACUAUUCUUUAAUAUCAUCAAUGUAAACCUCACUUUAUUAAAAAUA